Dothidotthia symphoricarpi CBS 119687 is the source of this 966-nucleotide messenger RNA. RefSeq lists its product as uncharacterized. Bases 28 to 966 code for a protein of 312 amino acids. Lineage: Eukaryota; Fungi; Ascomycota; Dothideomycetes; Pleosporales; Dothidotthiaceae. The record is from RefSeq and is a predicted model, not a curated record. The transcript has 2 exons.
CACGAUCCCACCCGAAAUCGAAGAAAGAUGUCCACACGCAAAUCAGGCCGCAACGCAGCCAAAGCACCUGUGAAAUACACAUCCUCAGCCUCAGGAUCUGACUUCGAAACCUCCAAACCCAAGAAAACAAGCCGCACAAAGACCCAGGUCCCCGCGGCAAAGAAACGCAAAUCUCCACCCGCCGACUCUGUCGCACCACCCAAGCGGCGCAGAAAAGACCCAGAAACACUCGCUGCGGAACACACCUCCAAAGUGCAAGUCCAAGAAGAAAAGGCACAGAAACAGGAGUGGAAGAAGAACUGGGGCACUUGGCUAGAAGACAAUGCAAUUCCCGACGAAGCGCGGGUUCUGGACGGUGAGGUGGCGGAGGAGGACGCGGUAACACAAACGGAGUGCUUGAAGAGUUAUGGACUGAAAGCGGGAGAAUUGGUGACAUUGCGGCAUGCGGAAAAACCGGGCAUGUACGGAAACACGACGAAGUCAUUUGUUGCGAGCGAGGUGAGGGAGCUGGCGUGGAGGAAGUACGGCAUGCUGGCUGGAAUGACGGCCGAGGCGGAUAUUUUGCAACGUGGAGAAGAGCUGUGGAAGGAGGAACAUAAAGACGACGCUGAAGUACUAACACAGAAGAAAAAGAAGGAGCAGACGCCAAAGCAGAAGUGGAUUGCAUAUAUUGCCGAGCACGCGGUUUCCAAGGACGAUGGCGAUGACGGUAAACUCGCCGAUGAGCCAGAGAUUGCGAUUACGCAGACAGACUGCAAGUCCAAGUACAACCUUACACCACAGGAUCUGGCGUGCUUACCGUACUUCCCGAAGAAGAACGCGGCGUAUGGAAACACAAUGAAGUUGUUCAAGGAGUCGGAGGCGCGCACCCUUGCCUUUCGCAAAUGUGCUGUUCUUGCUGGCGUGGAGGAGGACGAUGAGCUGGUAUUGCUGAAGCGGGGGGAAGAGCUGCACGGGGGGGAGUAA